Chondrus crispus (carragheen) is the source of this 1305-nucleotide messenger RNA. RefSeq lists its product as hypothetical. Gene Ontology annotation, molecular function: protein binding. The transcript has a single exon. Lineage: Eukaryota; Rhodophyta; Florideophyceae; Gigartinales; Gigartinaceae. Bases 1 to 1305 code for a protein of 434 amino acids. The record is from RefSeq and is a predicted model, not a curated record.
AUGAGACGUUGUCAGCGCUUCAACAGUGAGUCAAAUCUCUCGAGCGUUUUUCAAGUCAGGCUCGGGGGAGACGUUUCUGAGAGUUUCUGUUGGCGAGCGCAGCUUGCCUCUCUACGUUGCCUUCAGCCUUCAAGCAAUGGUCUACAACCAACUUCCUUCACGGCUACGGCGCGUGGAGCCUGGGAGAAGCGCCAUCGCCACAUUGCGCAGCUCAGUCCGAGUCCUGAUGGCGGUCUGCUAGCUGUGGCCAGUAGUGAUGCCGUCGUCGAGGUCCAUGAACCAGGAGACAGAACCGGGGAAUCUUUGCGUCUCACGCUCGAGCCGGUACACGACCGAAUGCCAAGGACUAAUCUUAAGUUUUCCGGAGCCGCUUGGCUCGCUCCGGCAGGCGCCGAGAGUGUUGUUAUGGCUUUUGAGAACCUACCCCAGAUGUGGCUUUUCGACUUGCAGACAUGUUCGUUGGAUAGACCGACGACGAAGAUUCGGUUGGCGAGUACCACAACGCAAAGAAACUCAAUCGACGCGGGUGUCUCUGAUGUAGCGCGCGUGGAUGACUAUUGCUUUGCAGUUAGUCUGUAUUCCGGGAUGAUCCAGGUGUACGAUGUUCGCGCGAGCCAUCGCAAGAAUGAUGGCAUCGCGACUCUCUGUGCGACGGGGCGGUUCAGCGUAAUAGAUACCCAAGGGAUGUAUAUCUACCGUUCUGGCGGGGAUAGCAUCCAUAUGCACGACCGUCGGAUGUUGCGCCCCAUUCAGGUCGGAUCCAUCAAGUCUUUUGGCGGGCGACAUUCAUCUGCAGGGGGCGAGCAGGAGGUUGCAAGUGUGACGAUUGGAAACGACGAGGAUCGCCGCCCGUCCUUCUUAAAGGCAUUGCCAGGGGCAGCACCAGGAUGUGUGAUGUACCAGACGUCUGGUGGAGCGGUUGGACACGUAGACAUGGCAGCCAGCAAGCACGCUCUAGAACAUAUCCCAGAGGAGUCGAUCACUUUGAAGCGACCAAGACCCAUUGAAACAGGGUUGGACGAAUACGGGACGGCCAGUGAGAUGAUGCAUCAGCCAUGGCAUGUCAGAAGACGACAUUGCGAUGUCAAGGUUGGGCCACUUGGGCAAGGCUGGAGGGUAGUAGCUCCGAUUGCACAUGGAGCAGGGGUACGCGUGAUCACUUUUGGACCAGGGGUGAAGACGCGAAGCAUGAGAUUAUGGAGGAAAGGAUAUUAUAGUUGCGUCCAUGCGAUCAACUCGCAGUUUGAUAAGUUCAUCCUUGGAGGUAGUGACUGCACAUUAGAAACCAUAGAAGCAAGUUUCUAG